CGCCGAGAGCGCGAGACGCGUGCACGGGACUCGAGGAUGCAGACUCGGCACUGAGGCUCGCGCGCGUCAAAUCCGCUCCACGUCCUCGCUGCGAAUCAUUCCCUGGCCCUCCCCCCCCAGCAUCAAGCGGCAGCAGCAGCGGCAGCGGUGGUCCAUCGACAUCACCCGCGGUGAACGUGGACAGUGGCGUGGGGCGGUGGAGCCUGCCGGCGAGAUCGACUCGGGGAGUGCCACGGCCGCGCCUUUGUUGUUGUUGUUAUUAUUGCCGUCGCGUGAAGAAAGGGAGCAGCGGUGAGAGCGAGCGAGAGAGAGAAGAGAGAGAGAGGGAGCGAGAGCGGAGGAGGAGAGGACCUAUUCCCCUUUCAGCAGCCCGCGAGCACUCGAUCCGCAGUUUUCUGCACCACCAGCCGAAGGGGCCAUGUUGCCAGGGCGACGCCGCUCGUUGCUGGCGGGGGCGGCCCUCCUCGCGACCCUCUGGGUGACGUCAGGCUCCAUCGACAUCCCCAUAGACCCCACACUUCUGGAGAAUGUGGAGCAGCCGCCUGCGAUCACGAAGCAGUCCCCCACUGACCACUACGUCGACCCGUUAGAGGACAUUUUAGUGAAAUGUGAGGCCAAAGGGACCCCUGCCCCGAGUUAUCGUUGGACGAAGAAUGGCAAGUCGUUCGACCCGAGAGGCGAGGUGGGCGUGGUGACGGCCGAGAGCUCGGGCUCGUUCACCUUCGUCAAGAACAGCACCGGCCACGCCAAGCGGCACGAGGGCGACUACCAGUGCCUGGUCUCCAACAAGCUGGGCACCGCUGUCUCCGACAAAAUCAAACUGCGCAUUGCAAGUACCCCCAAGUGGCCCAAGGAAGUGCUGGACCCCAUGGAGGUUGACGAGGGCAACUCGGUGGUUCUGCCCUGCAAGCCUCCCCAGGGCGUUCCUCCCCCCAAAAUCUUGUGGAUGACGAGCACGCUGGACCACAUUGGGCAGGACAAGCGAGUGUCGCAGGGCCUCAGCGGUGACCUCUACUUCUCCAACGUCAAGCCGGUGGACAGCCGAGACGACUACAUCUGCUACGCGCAGUUUGUGGCCUCCCGUACCAUCAUCUCGAAGGAGCCCAUCAAGCUGAAAGUCCGCUCACCUAUUUCAUUUGUUGCAGUGGAAACACUUGAUGACGCACAGUCAUCGAGUGUGAACGAAACCCAAUUAGCUGUUGCCGGGGGUCUCCGCAACCGCCUGCCGAGCCUGCUCACGCCCCAUGGCAAAACCACAAGGAUGCACAGCCUGAAAGGAAGUACGCUCGUGAUGGAGUGCAUCGCCGAGGGCCUGCCGACGCCGGACGUGCGCUGGGAGAGGGUGAACGGUCACAUGCCUCGUGGCCGCUUCUCGACGGGAAACCACAACAAGACGCUGCGACUCCACCCGGUGGAGGUGGAAGACAGCGGGCAGUACAAGUGCAUCGCCAGCAACAACAUGGGCUCAGCGCACCACUCCUUCGUCGUCACAGUGGACGCGGCCCCGUACUGGACGGCCAGGCCGGAGGACCGCAUCGUGGCGCCGGGCGACGACGCGGUGCUGCACUGCGUCGCUGGCGGCAAGCCUCCGCCGGACACUCACUGGCUUCUCAACGGCAAACCCCUGAACGAGGCACCGGCCGAGCCGCACCGCACCGUGAAGGGUGACCGCAUCGUGCUCAAGAAGCUCGUCAUCGGACAGAGCGCCGUCUACCAGUGCGUCGCAUCCAACAUCUUCGGCACCAUCAUUGCCAACGCGCUCGUCAGUGUGCUUGCUGUGCCUCCCAAGUUUAUUACGAAGGAUAAGGAGGAGUACGUUGUCGUAGAGAAACAGCCUGUGCUUCUCGAUUGCAAAGUCUUCGGUUCUCCAAAACCCGCCAUCCGAUGGACCAAAGAUGGUGAGGUUAACACUCUGCAGGACAAGAAAUUCAAGGAGUUUGAGAACGGCUCCCUGUACAUACACGAGGCGAAGAAGGCAGACCAGGGCCUCUACAUGUGUGAGGCCACAAACGACCUGGACACCGGCACCAUCAAUGCGAAACUCCGAGUCAGAGACGCCACCCACAUCGAGCCGUUUGAGCAUCUGCGCGUGCGCAAGGAUGGCACGGUGGAGCUCGAGUGCCGGGUGACGCACGACCCCGACCUGGAGCUCAACAUCUACUGGGAGAAGGACGGCAUGGAGCUCAGCGGCACCAACUGGUUCAUGACGGACAAGAACACGCUGACGAUCAACAACGUGAGCGAGGUGGACCAGGGCACCUACAUUUGCGUUGCCCACACGUUCCUGGACCUCGCGCGGGCAGAGGCCGAGCUCACCAGUCAUCGGUACGCGGGCCAGGAGGGCCAUCGCGCUUUGCCUCCCCCUACGAGAGAGGGCCCACUGAGUGCCGACAAGCCAGACCCCCCACACAACCUGAAGCUCUCCCACCAUGAGGAGAGAGGCGUCCGAUUGAGCUGGACUCCAGGGAACCACUAUAACAGCCCCAUUUCAGAGUAUGUCGUGGAGUACGAGGAGGACCGCUACAAACCAGGUGAAUGGCAGCACCUGGCGAAUAUCAAGGGCUCCGAAACAUCAGCAGAGCUCAUGCUGCGCCCCUACGUCAACUACCAGUUCCAAGUGAUCGCCUACAACGAGGUGGGGCCCAGCAGGGCCAGCCUCUCGUCCCAGCGCUUCUCCACGCCGCCGGCCGUGCCUGACAUAGCACCCGUCGGAGUAACGGGGGAAGGAUCUGAACCGGACAACAUGGCCAUUGCUUGGGAGCCUCUCAAGCACCUGGAUCGGAAUGGUCCCAACCUGCGCUACAAGGUGAACUGGCGCCGCAAGGGCACGGGCGAGCCUUGGGAGGAGGCGAUGCUUGGCGCCGACGCGUCGCGGCUGCUCGUGAACGACACGGCGACAUUCGUGCCGUACGAAGUGAAGGUGCAGGCCAUCAACGACCUCGGGGAGGGACCCGAGCCGAUGCCCAUCGUCGGCCACUCCGGAGAGGAUUUUCCAAAGAGUGCCCCAAAGAAUGUGAAGUUUGCGGUGGUGAACAGCACUGUCCUGAAGCUCACUUGGGACCCCAUUCCUGUCCAUGAUGUGCGGGGCCACCUCAAGGGCUACAAGGUUUUCUACCGCAAGCUGAGGGGCCUGCAGGAGAGGAGGCGGCGCCACGUGGAGUGGAGGGUGCUCGUGUUCCAGGGCGACCGGAGCCACGCGGUGGUGCCGGGGCUCGAGCCGUUCAGCCUCUACGAGCUGGAGGUGAAGGCCUUCAACGGCAAGGGGGAUGGCCCCGCCAGCCACGCUCUGCGCGUCGAGAUGCCCGAAGGAGUGCCGGGCCAGGUGACUAACCUAAGAGUUCCAGAAAAGGACUUUGAUUCCAUAACGCUGGCAUGGGACCCUCCAGCACAUCCCAAUGGAAUCCUGACAGGAUACAUCGUCCAAUAUCAGAACAUCAACAACACGCAGAACCUGGGCACCUUACAGAGGGAAGAGCUUUUUGCCAACGUCUCCGAGCUGCGGGUGGAUUCCCUCGACUCCUACACCAAGUACAAGUUCUACAUCGCCGCCUUCACCAGCGUCGGCACCGGGAAAAUACUCACCGAGGAGGCCGUGACCAUUCUGGAAAUCCCGCCAGCCGCGCCGGUACUGCUGAGUAUGAACACGACGCGUGGCGACACGUACGCGAACAUCUCGUGGGUGCCAGGAGUGGGCCAGUCCGCGUCCGAAUACCUCAUCCAGUUCCGAGACAAACAUGGCCCUGGCGGGUGGCGCAACCACUCGGUGGUGAGUUCGUCCAGGAAUCACCUGCUGCUGGACGGGCUGUCCCCGGGCAGCCAGUACCAGAUCCGCCUGGUGGCCUUCAACGAGCACGGGCACACCAUCAGCUCCGAGGACGUCAUUGAGACCACCGGCAGAGGAUACCGGCGAGGGCCUCUCGAUGUGGCCACGCAGGCCUGGUUCAUUGCACUCAUGUGUGCCGUGGUCCUGCUCAUCAUGAUCCUCCUGAUCAUCUGCUUCAUCAAAAGGAACAAGGGUGGCAAGUACUCCGUGAAAGAUAAGGAGGAUGCCCGGGUUGAUCCCGAAGCUAAACCAAUUAAGGAGGAGACGUUUGGUGAAUACAGCGACAACGACGAGAAGCCGCUGGCGGGCAGCCAGCCGUCGCUGGACGGGGAGGUGAAGCGCGGCGAGAGCGAGGACAGCCUGGCGGAGUACGGGGACGGCGUCGAGGGCCAGUUUAACGAGGACGGCUCCUUCAUCGGCCAGUACGGGGGCAGCAAGGAGAAGGUGACCGGAUCCGAGGCCACGUCUCCCGUGACGGACGGCACCACGGUCGCCUGAGGAGCCGCCGCUCGCAAUCGAUCGGCAACGCAACGGGGCGGGAGGGGGUGGGGGUAAGGGACGAGGGGAUCAUGGGAGGGGGGCGGGGGGGAGGGGGGCACUGGCUGGGCAGGAGACUAAUUAAAAUUAAUAAAAUUGGAUAGACGAGUAGUAGCUAAUUCCCCCAACGCGAGGAAUAUUUGCUGCGCGUGCGAGUGUGCGCGUGCGCUGAUCGCGGGGAGUGAUAUUUUCUUUUCUCCGUGGGUGUCGCUUGAGGUCAGUUCAUCCGGUAUUCAGAGGACGUUCUCAUCUCCACAGCCACCGCAUCUUACACCCUCUGCUGACACGGCAUCCGUCAAAUGCAAGAGCUUCUCGUUUUGGGCGUUUUACACAUUUGAAUAUCAGACGUUCCUAGGCCUGGGGCAUAGAGCUCCAGUUGUUUUUCAUAGCAUCCCCCCUUGAGCACUACACGAAUUUAAAAUACAUUUUUAUCAUUUAACGUCCAUGUAUGAUGAAUGGGAACAUUUGUUCCCAUUUUAAUACUAUUCAUAUUAUUAAAUAUCCCCCCCCCCCACUCCCCUGCUUUCUCAAAACCGUGUUUCCAUUAUAGCUGAAGAAAGAAAAAUGUGUUACAUUAAAGGCCUCUUUCGAUUGGCUCUGCGGCUAUCGUUCUGACAAAGGUGAAGCUUUACUUGAGUGCAUCGGCUGCUAGAGCAGGGGCAGGGAAGCGAUGGUGACCUUUGCCAUGUUGCUAAAAGGCACAUCGCUAUAUAUUUUAUAUCACGCCGAGUCUGUUAUUCACCGUAAUGGGCCACACCUCCCCAGUAUAUCAUCGUCAACUCGAGAGGCGGGAACGGCAAACCGUGGAGUCCUGCUUGUGGUAGCAACAACCCGCUAUUGUAAUGGGCCACAAUCACAAUUUGCGGUUUUUAAGUUUGAUUCAAGACUACUUAGUUUUGUUUAAUCUCGUGUUUACCAUUUACUUGGUUGUAUAUCUAAUUUUUUCCAUUCAUUAACCUAAAUGUGCGUGCGUAAAUGGUAACUUUCCUUGCCCACGAUUCAACGGUGUAGGUGCCAGUGAGUGUAACAAUCGAUUUUAAUUAACGAAUCCGUGCAUUGUUACAGACAUAACGAUUAUGACACAAUAAUCAGCCACGUGCGCAUGUUACUUUCUUCAUCCAUGGUAAUUAACAUAUCUUUCUGGUUAAUUUUACACCAACUAAUUGAAGAAAAUAUACAAGAAAUGUUUGCACCGUGCCAAAAACAUUUCCCCCACACUUCAGGCUGUGAGUUAACUGGAGCUGAUUUGGCUGACAGAUAAUGGUGUGUCGUCAAAUUAAAGAUCAUGGUUUCUCAUGAAAUAGAAUGCCGAAGCACCCACUGUGUUUGUCCGGUGCCUGUACCGGUUACCUCCACACAGUGGUGAAGCUGUCAGUACCACAGUGAAUAAAGCAUGAGCCUUUAGGAUCGUGACCCAUGGCGCUCAGUUGUUGUUGGCAGGGGCAAACACACCAGGUCAUGAUGCACUAGGGCCAGGGCUUAAUCUCACGUGGAAUAUUUUUCAGGGUCUCCCCCCAUUGCCUUAGAUCCUACCCCCUCCCCUCCCCACACUGUCAAGAGUGUGGGUAGGUGGGGGGGGCAGAAGGAGGGGGCGGAAAUCUUUUCUGGUUCUCAGCCUCAGCUCCCGGACAUCUGCGGCUGAUACUAAUCCCUGACCAGAGCAAUCUCAAUUCAGUCAUCUCCGGCAAUCAUCCUGGUUUUCUUUUUGCGGAAAAAUGUUGUACAAAUCUGAAUUUCCGCUGUCUGCCUAGUCGGUGACUGCGAAGCCAGCUACCAAUCAGAUCACAGACAUACGUCAUGUGACUACCAAUUAUUGUUAAUUUAAUACAAUUUUCAGUGAUGUUUUUUUCAUGGCCAGACAGAAUUCACCCUGUGCCACUGCCAUAUCAAGAUGCCAUAGUUGCUCAUGAUAAAUACAUAGCACAUUAAAAUAGCCUGUGACGAUUGCCCUAAAAUGUCCCGAACACAUCAUGGCCUCUAUCAAUGUGUCAGUGAUCAAAGGCUUGGACUAAAUACCACCAAGUAUGGGACAGGGCUGCUUUCUGUAAAAGCAAAGACAGAUGAUCUGAUAUGGAUAUUCUAGACACCAGCUUCGUUUGUUACGAAACAUUCCACACAAUAGCUGUCUGUUUUGUAGCCACAGCAAUGAAUAUACUGUCAUCUGACAGUAUAUUUGCUUGUACAGGUUUGUGUACAAAUACUGUAGACGUCUUUGUUGACUUUGCAGUUCCAUUUUACUGUUGCGCAUUGACCAAAAACAACAGCGUUUUUAAAACGGUAGUACUGAUGUACUUUUUAAUUGAUGUCCUUUUUAACAAUGAUGUUGGAUUGACCAAGGCUGAUGAAGAUUUCACACAUUCUAAUAAUACAUUCUCAUAAUAAUAGCUUGAAUAAUUCUGAAUAAAAGUUCAUGAUUCCAUAAUUAAAUUCCAACGUGUUUUUGACACCCUUGCAAAUUUCUGUUUUGGGAAAGAUGACUAUAUUAGUGCCAGCGUGAAAAGCAUGCUUUGGAUUUUGCCCUCUUUGAUAUACUUCAGAAAAAGCUUAGAACAAAAAAUUACGUGAAAUAAAUUGGCACUGUUUUUUAUAAUCUGAAAAAGGACUAAUUAAAUAUAUGAAAACCUGCCUAAGCUCUGUGAAAAUAAAGUGGCUUAUCAUGGUUACAAAAAAAUCUUAUUCAUGGGUAAGGUUUAAACAUUUCUGAAAAUAAUUACCACAUUUUGUAACAUUUCUGCAGCAACUUAAAAAAACUAAAGCGGCACCAUUUGUCAACUUUAUAAUUGUUGAAAUCUACUUCAUAAAAAAACUACUCGGUUUUUUAUGAGAGAUGCACAUUUACUGGCCAAAUCUAUCUUUAAUAUACAAAGUCAUUUCCCAUAACUUCAGAAUUUAAACGACUUACACUGCUACCCAACCUCACGUGCAUGAGAGCAUCGCGCUUCAGAAGCCAAAAAGAAUAAUGAGUCAUGCGAUAUAUUGUCCGUUUAAUUUUUUGCAUCACAGUGCCACCCUCUGAAUUGCUAACAGCUGAGGCAAAACAAACUUUCUACAGGUUAAAUAUGUAAAGAGGUUUUUUUUCUCCUUCGAUAAAAAUAUUCAUAUUUGGCCAAUUGUGAGGUAGCUGAUCGAGGAAUGGUGGUCGUGCUGCUCGGAGUGAAGCCACAAUUACACGGAGCUGCCGCUGCAGCCGCCGCCGCCCGUAUUCUGAAGCUGUAUUCCAUCGGCAACUCCAAACGUCGCUCGAUUGCGGUGAUGAAUUAGCGCUUGGCUUUUUCCAGAUCGUGCUAUUUGCUCAUUUCAUGCUUGCGGCGCGAUAAUUUUCUGCUUGCGGUAAAUUCUCGCGGUUGACGUUUCUGUUGCGCUUUGUUUUUUUGGGUCUCAUUUCCCAAAAAGUAGAAAUGCUUCCUGUGUGACUGCAAACAAAGCACAAAGGGGAUGUGAAAGGACCAGGCGUUCCGUUUGUCUUGUACUCACUCGGUAGCAUUUUGAUAUUUUUCAAGUUUCAUUGUAACAUAGCUUGAUUGCCGCCCCGCGAAUACGCGUGUGUACUAUAUGCCCGGGUUGAGUCACGGAAAUUGUUUGUAUAAUGAUCUGUAUCAAAAGCAUGCAAGUUUCUUGCGUAUGCAGGUAUGAAGCCAGUAGUGCCGCGAGAGGCAGGGAUCACCACUGCAUUCACGUGCAGCUUACAUCGACAAGGACGUGUGUGCACUCUCUUGGGUAAUGAAUACAUACAGAGAUGGCUAUUGGUUACGCCAGACCUGAGUUGGGCAACUCUCAAAAUGCCUUGGUAAAGGUGCAGCACUGUAAUGACUUGCUUGUGCCAUUAUAUCUUGGCAGAACAAUUCUAAGUAGUUGAUUUGUCCAAGAAAUUCCAAAUUGUUAGAAAAAUAAACUGCAUACAAUAAUUGUAGUAUCACCGUUUGGUUAAAUUAUGAUGUCUGGUUGAGCAUACAUUGAAAGUCUAUUUGUGUGUAUCUAUAUUCUAAAUUUAUGUAUGGACCUAGCCGGCCAUAUCAUUCUCCAGUUAUAUAUUUCUGGAGAUGUGUAUACAUGGCCCAUAUUAAAACAUGGCCCAUAUUGAUAUGCGUGUGUGUAUAUGUAUAUAUGCACACAUACAUACAUGAACAAUACUACUAAUUAUGGAGAUCGGUGUGAAGCAAUGCACGUGUAUGCAGUGUGUGAAUCAAUACCAUGUUUUUUGUUUAUAGUCAUCAGGUUCUUUUUAUAGUUAUGUUGGCAAAAACUAAAGGAUUCAUGUUAGUGAUAUGUGGUACAACAACGAUUUCAGUGCCAUGCCUACACUUAAAUAGGGUACGUAAAACCACUAUUAAUGAACUCGGUACACAUUCGUUCGAAAUGAAGUAAGAUUUUGAAAAAGAGCUGUAACAAUAACAGCGACAACUUAGUUUAAGCUGUUGUCCCACUCUGAUUUAGUUUGUGCAGGACAUGUCUGUGCUCUGCAACAAAAUCACUGCUGCAUUUAAAAGCAGAUACUGUCUGGUCGACUUUGUUAAUUUGUUGAAAUAUUCUCGGUUGUUGGUGUAUGCAACGUCGCGCAAAUUAUUACACGUUUCUUUAUUUUUUACAAUUAUCAUUUGUGAAGUAGAACCCGUCAUUAUCAUAUUGUAAUGUAUAAUUUAAUUUUUGUUGUCUUGCUUGGAUUGUAAAGUUACAUAGUUUAUUCCUAAAUUUAUUUUGUAUAUUUUAUUUUUUAUUGAUGCCAAAGUAUUUGACAAAUUGUUUCGUGAAGAACUGACUUUAUUGUAAAGAAAUGUUGCCGUUGUUGUUUUCCCUCUUGUUCUUUUUUUAAUCGACAUUUUUAAAAUAUAUAUUAUUUUUCUGCGAUUAUGACGUUUUACUAACACUCGCCAGAAUUCCCAUCAAUGCCGGCAGAUUGCCAAGUUUGCGUGUACAUACAGUACUGUACGAUGUAACUGAAUACGGUUGACAAGUGGACUGUUGUGUGAAGUAGUUCAUUAAUAAGCAUCGAUGUUUCAUAAGCUUAAACAUUAGGUACGUGAUGUGGGGUAACAUUGCCUUAAUUAGCCUGAGCAUUUUAUUGGGGUUAGUUGUUUGUGUACUAGCUACAUUUUUUUUCGUGCAAAAUGUUGGAUUUGAAAAAAAAAAAUGGCUUGUAACUUUGUCCCAUGCACAGUUUAUAAAUAAAUAUUCAAAUAAAAAUAA
This is a messenger RNA of Lethenteron reissneri (Far Eastern brook lamprey), 9544 nucleotides long. Its product is annotated as neuronal cell adhesion molecule-like. Gene Ontology annotation, molecular function: cell-cell adhesion mediator activity. Lineage: Eukaryota; Metazoa; Chordata; Hyperoartia; Petromyzontiformes; Petromyzontidae. The record is from RefSeq and is a predicted model, not a curated record. Gene Ontology annotation, biological process: brain development; cell-cell adhesion; axon guidance. Gene Ontology annotation, cellular component: axon; plasma membrane.